Molecule: messenger RNA, 189 nt
Organism: Entrophospora sp. SA101
Lineage: Eukaryota; Fungi; Glomeromycota; Glomeromycetes; Entrophosporales; Entrophosporaceae
Source: the annotation of a GenBank genome assembly
AUGUGCGAAAAUUUUGCUGGAGUAAAAACGCAAAAAAGCGAUCGUGAUGAAUCACAGACUCUGCUUAUACCAUCAUUGACACCAGCAACUUCCAUUUGUAUUGCUACCACCAACCAGAAGUGGGAAUCAACUCAUGCAGAGUUAAUUAAAAGAGAUUAUGAAAUUCAAGGAAUAGCUAAGAAGAAAUAG